This is a messenger RNA of Capsella rubella, 1296 nucleotides long. RefSeq lists its product as uncharacterized. The coding region runs from base 128 to 1171 and encodes 347 amino acids. NCBI's taxonomy places the organism in Eukaryota, Viridiplantae, Streptophyta, Magnoliopsida, Brassicales, Brassicaceae. The record is from RefSeq and is a predicted model, not a curated record. The transcript has a single exon.
UCUGAAGCUCCAAAACUUCGUUUAUAUCUCCCCCAACCCACUCCUAUCACUGCACAGUGCACACACUCUCAGUCUCCUCAAGUUUUAUACUAUGUAGAAUCGAAUUGUUGAGAAGAAGAAGAAGAAGAUGAAGGCGUCGAUGAAGUUCCGGGAAGAGCAGAAGCCCAUUUUGAAAGCUAAGGUCCCUUUGAGUAUUUUAGGAUUACCGUUUCAAUCAGGUGUCGUCGCCGGCGAAUCAAAAGAGCUCAGUCUCAAUCUCUCUACCUUGUUCGACUCUGGUCCAUCUCUCAAAUUCGCUUACCGUCCUAACGACACGUGGAAUCCAUUCUCGCUCAUCUUCAAAACCGGUACUGGAUCUUUCGGUUCUCCGAUCUCUAGCUCCAUGCUCAUGACCGCCCAGUUCAAUCUCGUCGGACGAAAUGGUAACAACCCUACCUUCAUGCUUCACUUCAAGCCUCGCUUCGGUGAUUUCUCGAUUAAAAAAUCACACUCCUCCUCCUCUGCUUUCGAAUUGCUGAACAAAUCUGUGUCGGAGGAGGAUUCGUCUACUGAGGUCGUUGAUGUUCCGGUGGUCAGCGGCGGAUACGCCGGGGCAUUUAAAAGAGUCACGGUUCUGCCUUCGGCGUGUGCCGGAGAUAUCGCUGGACUGCUCUGCGGCGUUGAUUUCGCGGCGAGGACGUCUUUUCCGUUGAGAGGACGCGCCGUCGUGAAUUUUCGAUGGGGAGUUAAGGUUCCGACGGAGACAAAGCAUGGUUUUAAUCCGACGGCUGAGAUUUCGUUGAGGAGAAUCCCUUUCUUGGUGAUUAAUAAAAUCGCUGUCGAACACGUGGACGGCUCAAAUGCAAAACAAACUAAUAAAGCGGGUCAGGUUUCGGGUGUACCCGGAAGUGCUGACGUGGCUGAGGCGUAUUUGGCUGUGAGACGGCAGAUGGAGCAGCUUCGGUCGGAGAAUUUACAGUUAAAGAGAUCCGUGGAUGAUCUCCGGCAAGAGAUAACAAAAGUCCGGCCGUUCCCGCCGGCGCCGAUGGAUUUCGGAUCAUCCUCAAAGUACCGUGAAGAUGAAAAGAUCAACUGUGGGAGAUCGAAGGUGGACAAGAUGAACAACGAGAAAAAGACAACCGAUUAUGGCGGGAAGAAAAAUGUCGCAGCGGAGGAGCUGAAGAAAGCUUGAGAGAUGCUACAACGAGAGAAAGUCAAACCGAUUAUAAUUGUAGAUUCUUCAUUCAUAUGCUUAUGGAAAUAGAAAAUUAAAAACAUGUAAUAAUGAGUGGGAAAUUGAUUUCAGUUGCGUCAAAA